Purpureocillium takamizusanense is the source of this 834-nucleotide messenger RNA. RefSeq lists its product as uncharacterized. The record is from RefSeq and is a predicted model, not a curated record. The transcript is spliced from 5 exons. The coding region runs from base 1 to 834 and encodes 277 amino acids. NCBI's taxonomy places the organism in Eukaryota, Fungi, Ascomycota, Sordariomycetes, Hypocreales, Ophiocordycipitaceae. Gene Ontology annotation, biological process: mycotoxin biosynthetic process.
AUGCCGCGGUCAAUCGACUCCUCUUCCGACGCCGACACUCUGCUCGGCCAUGGCAACAGCUCGCCAGACAGAUUGUCGGUCGAGAAAUCGUCCCUCGUCCAGUUUCCGCUCAAGAGACGAUGGCGCUGCGCAUCCAUCACAACUCCAGUGAUCCUGCACCUCUUCCUCGCGGCCUUUUACACGACGCUCUUUUUCGCCUUUUGGGACUACCGCGGCUGGAAGCCCUCGGGCAGCCACAAGAGCGGGCUCCUCGCCUACAGCCCGGCAUGGGAGGCCAUCAAGUGGGAGCCGCAGCUGUUUGAAAGCGAGAUUGAGGAUUCAAAUGUGUUCAAAGGGCCGCCACGACCUGAGCUCGAUGAGGCAUGGAACAAGCUCCUAGGGCCUACGGCCGUCCGAGUCAGCAAGGAGACUUUGGACAAGAUCAACCGCACCUCGGUGCCGUUGCUUGACGGGUCCGGCUACAUGGCUGGGCUGGACGUGUAUCAUCAGCUGCACUGUCUUAGAUAUGUCAGGCGCUACCUUCACAAAGACUACUACAACAUGACUCAAGAGAAGAAUCUCGAGCAGCACAUCGACCAUUGCCUGGACAGUGUGCGCAAGUACAUCAUGUGCAAUGCGGACGUGGUGAUCCAGACCUUUGACUGGAUCCCCAACUUCCAUCGUCCGUGGCCCAACUUCCGCAUCGUGCACGAAUGCGCAAACUGGGAGGCCAUUGAAGAGUGGGCGUGGGCGCACCACUUUGACGGGUUCGACGAGACCCUGCUCAAGCACCCCAACUUUCACCCAGAACUGCCCGAUCCGUUUGACUACUCGGUCAGCGGCAAUAUCGUCUAG